UGUUCGAACAGUCCUGUCACCACUGGAGUUUGUAAUGAGAAACAAACGCAUGGCAAAUAUCCUGGACCUGUGUGUGCUUCUGUUGAUAGCAGGCCCAAUACCAGCCCCAUUAAGGAUGGUAACAGCAGAGGGGUUAAAGGUGAGGCAGUGGCCCCCUUCACUCACUGUAAUGCGGGGUCAGAGUGCCAACCUGUCCUGCCGUUUCGAGGCCACGUCCUACGGGGUGGACUGGUUCAAGAUAGAGGGGGCCGAAAAGAUCCCCAUCCCAGAUUCAGCUGGGCAGACGUCCCUGGUGAUUACCGAGGUGUCCGUGGAGGAUGCCGGUGUGUAUUACUGCGAGGUCAACGUCCUACACAGAGAUUCAGAGCGAGGGGGCGGCACAAAGCUCAUUGUCCUGGGUAAGACAGAAGCAAAUUAGCCUGGUCCCAAAUCUGUUUGUGCUAUCUUGACAACUCAUAUGGCCAUUGCUUGGCAUGAUAAUGACCAUAGGAUUAAGCUUUUUUUAAAUUAUUAUUAUUAUAUGGGACCAGGCUAAGAACUAGCUCUAAUAAAAAAUGUAUACAUCUGCCUUUAUUCUUGGAAUGUCUUAUUGUAACUCAUUAGAGUUUCUCAUCAUUUCUUCUGUCUUUGUUUGUGUUGUUGUUGUUGUCAUUGUUGUAAUUGUCUCUCAUUUGUAUCCUUUGAGAAUCUGUUUGAACCCAAACGGUUUGCAGGGAGGUUAUUACAUUUAAACCAGUGGGCU
Molecule: messenger RNA, 742 nt
Organism: Oncorhynchus mykiss (rainbow trout)
Lineage: Eukaryota; Metazoa; Chordata; Actinopteri; Salmoniformes; Salmonidae
Product: tyrosine-protein phosphatase non-receptor type substrate 1-like
Source: RefSeq, a predicted model, not a curated record